Molecule: messenger RNA, 2841 nt
Organism: Thermothelomyces thermophilus ATCC 42464
Lineage: Eukaryota; Fungi; Ascomycota; Sordariomycetes; Sordariales; Chaetomiaceae
Exons: 4
Coding region: 167-2728 (853 amino acids)
Biological process (GO): endoplasmic reticulum membrane fusion
Cellular component (GO): endoplasmic reticulum
Molecular function (GO): GTP binding; GTPase activity
Source: RefSeq, a predicted model, not a curated record
CGGCAACCCACCACCCCCUGCAUUUCACCCGGCCGUCGCUGCAUCAUGGCAUCUCUGCAGCGCCGGACUUUCUUGUAGCGCAGGACGAGCCAUCCCAAGUUCUUCGUUUCCUCUAACUCCGUACAUUGCCUUGCACACCAACAGACUCGAGAGAUCCACCGCGGCGAUGAACGGCCACUUUGCGGCAGUCGGCGAUGGGCCGACUGCCAAGCAGUACGAGCACGGCAUCCAGGUCAUCGACGAGGACAAAGCAUUCAACACCAACCUCAAUGACUACCUCAACGAGACCCGCGUUGCCGAGGCCGGCUUCAACUAUCACCUGAUCUCCGUCUUCGGAUCGCAGUCGACGGGCAAGUCCACCCUUCUCAACCACCUGUUCAAGACCGAUUUCAGCGUCAUGUCCGAGUCGGCGCGCCGCCAGACGACCAAGGGAAUAUGGAUGGCCAAGAACAAGCGAGUCGGCGCCAACGGGGACGGGGCCGCCGUGGCCGACAACAUCCUCGUCAUGGACGUCGAGGGCACCGACGGUCGCGAGCGCGGCGAGGACCAGGACUUUGAGCGAAAGAGUGCCCUCUUUGCCCUGGCCACGAGCGAGGUCCUGAUCGUCAACAUCUGGGAGCACCAGGUCGGUCUGUAUCAGGGUGCAAACAUGGGUCUGCUGAAGACAGUGUUCGAGGUCAACCUGCAGCUGUUCCUGAAGGACCGGCAGUCCCAGACAAGGUCCCUCCUCUUCUUCGUCAUUCGCGACCACAUCGGCAACACGCCCCUGGCCAAUCUGCGCGACACUCUGAUCCAGGACCUUACCAGGAUCUGGUCCAGCAUUUCCAAGCCCCAGGGGCUCGAGAACUCCAAGAUUGAAGAUUACUUCGACUUUGCUUUCGCCGCCCUCCCGCACAAGAUCCUCCAGCCCGACAAGUUCAACGAGGAGGUCGACAAGCUCAGCACCCGUUUCACGGCCGGUCACCGCUCCGCCAAGGAUCAGGAAUUCGUCGGCGGCGUGUUCCUACCCGAGUACCACAGGAGGAUUCCCGCCGACGGGCUGUCCGUCUACGCCCAAGGCGUGUGGGACCAGAUCGUCAACAACAAGGACCUCGACCUUCCCACCCAGCAAGAACUCCUCGCACAGUUCCGCUGCGACGAGAUCUCGCGCGAAGUCCUCGUCGGGUUCGACACCGUCAUCAUUCCGCUCGAAGAGCAGCAGGCCGAGGCUGCCCGUCUCGGCAAGAACACCGUCCUGCCCGACCUUGGUGCCACUGGCGCCGGCGCCCGCGAGAAGUGCCUCAAGGCGUUCGAGACGCAAGCCAGCCGGUACCACAAGGGCGUGUACGGCACAAAGCGCGGGGAGCUCGAGGGCAAGAUUGACACGCGCCUCAAGACCCUGUACCAGACCCAGCUGUCGGCGGCGCACAAAAGCGGGGUGGCGGCGUUCAGCAACGCCGUCACCAACGUGGUCAAGGCCGGGCAGAAGGCCGGCGGCGCGUACGAGUUUGCCGAGAUCGUCGAGACACAGAAGAAGAAGGCUCUUGAAGUCUUCCGGAAGGAGGCACAGAGCCUCCUGAUCCAGGGCGUUGCGUGGACCAACUUCAAGCCGCAGUACCGGCUUUUCGAGAAGGAGCUCGACCAGGUCAGCGCGCGCCUGCGCAAGGAGGAGAUGAGGAGGCUGGCCAUCCGCGUCGAGAGGUGGGUCAAGUCUCGGCUUGGCGAUUCCAUCGGUCUCGAGUUCAACAAGCUCGGAUCCGGUAGGGGCGGGUCUGGCGCGCCCGAGGACGGCGAGAAGCCAGCGACCGAGAAGGAUCUCUGGGACCGGGUGUGGGGUGCUUUCCGCGGCAUCGUGGCCGAGGCCGAGACGCGCUUUACGGACCGUGCCAAGAGCUUCGAGGCGAGCCCGGAGGAAGUCGAGGUCGGCCUCUGGCGACUGAGACGCAAGAGUUGGGUGGCGCUCAGGGAGAAGAUCGAGGAGGAGAUGAUGGAGAGCAAUAUCCUCAUGAAGCUGCGCGAGAACUUUGAGGAAAAGUUCCGGUACGAUGAAGAGGGCGUGCCCCGGAUCUGGCGACCCACGGACGACAUCGAGGGUGUUUAUACCCGGGCCCGGGAAUCCACGUUGGGGUUGAUCCCGCUGUUGGCCAGGUUUCGACUGGCCGCCACGUACGCACCCCCGGACCUGCCGGGCUUUAUCGGCCCGCAGCCUGCCGGCGUCGACCCGGAGGACGAAGAGGAUCUCGUCCCCAUCGGCGGCGUGGACGAGGAGGAAGGAAAGAGUCUGGAAGAAGAGAUGACGGUGCUGAGCGAGAGCAAGCGGCAAGACUUGGUCGUUCGGUUCAAGAAGAUGGCCGAUGGUGUCUACGUGGAGGCCAAACGUAGUGCCAUUGGGGGCAUCACCCAGGUGCCUCUCUAUUUCUAUGUCAUCCUCCUCGUCCUCGGAUGGAACGAAAUUGUCAUGAUUCUGCGCAACCCCGUCCUCUUCAUGCUCAUCCUUAUCAUGGGCGGCGGGACCUACGUCGCCUACACGCUGAACCUUUUGGGUCCCAUGAUGCAGAUGGCCAACGCGGCGUCUAACCAGGCCGUCGAGAUCGGCAAGGAGAAGCUGCGCCAGUUGCUGGAGAGCAAUGAGACGGUCAGACAAGCCAUCGCAAUGCCAGCCAGCCAGCAGAGCAGCGGGAUCAACUUGGACAGGUUGGAUAGCCGGGGAAGGAGGGCGCAGUCGACGGAAGACGAAGACGAGAUCUAGACGAGAGUUGGAAGUGGAGCGAGACUGUUGUUCAUAUAGCUGUCCUGUCCUUUGGCUGUCCUUUUUCUCCUUUUUUUUUUUAUUCCGUAGAAGGUUGAAGCGAUUAUUGUCGA